Erigeron canadensis is the source of this 2542-nucleotide messenger RNA. Its product is annotated as probable pre-mRNA-splicing factor ATP-dependent RNA helicase DEAH2. The record is from RefSeq and is a predicted model, not a curated record. Gene Ontology annotation, cellular component: intracellular anatomical structure. NCBI's taxonomy places the organism in Eukaryota, Viridiplantae, Streptophyta, Magnoliopsida, Asterales, Asteraceae. The transcript is spliced from 7 exons. The coding region runs from base 130 to 2310 and encodes 726 amino acids. Gene Ontology annotation, molecular function: RNA binding; ATP binding; RNA helicase activity.
AAUUAGGGUUUCAUUCAUUCAUAUACAUACAUUCUCUAUAUAUCUAUACAUCAGGGGGGAGCGAAACGCAUCGCUUUCAAAUCUCCCCACCAAACAAAUCUAAAAAUUAGGGUUUGAUAAUCAAAAUCAAUGGGGACAGAAAGGAAACGGAAGGUGAGUUUAUUCGACGUGGUGGACGACGGAACGGCGGCGGCGGCGAAGAUCAAUAGAGCGAACGGCGGAGCGGCGGUUCACGGAACGCCGAUGGUGAAUCAUUGGAAUGGACGGGCGUAUUCAGCGAGAUAUUACGAGAUAUUGGAAAAGCGAAAGACUUUGCCUGUUUGGCAACAAAAAGAUGAGUUUUUUAAAGUUUUGAGAGAGAAUCAGACUUUGAUUUUGGUUGGUGAAACUGGUAGUGGUAAAACUACUCAGAUCCCUCAGUUUGUCUUGGAAGCUGUUGAGUUAGAGAGUGCAGAUAAACGGAAGAAGUUCAUGGUUGGUUGCACCCAACCUCGUAGGGUGGCUGCAAUGUCUGUUUCUCGUCGUGUUGCAGAGGAAAUGGAUGUCACAAUUGGAGAAGAAGUAGGUUACAGCAUUCGUUUUGAAGAUUGCAGCAGUGCCAAAACUGUCUUGAAAUACUUGACAGAUGGUAUGCUACUAAGAGAAGCCAUGACCGAUCCUCUUCUGGAAAGAUAUAAAGUGAUUAUCCUUGAUGAGGCUCAUGAAAGAACGUUGGCUACUGAUGUUUUAUUUGGGCUUUUAAAGGAAGUGCUGAAAAAUAGACCCGAUCUUAAACUAGUCGUUAUGAGUGCUACUCUUGAAGCAGAAAAAUUCCAGGGUUAUUUCUUUGGUGCACCAUUAAUGAAAGUUCCCGGUAGGCUUCAUCCUGUGGAAAUCUUUUAUACCCAGGAGCCUGAACGGGACUACCUUGAGGCAGCAAUCCGGACAGUUGUACAAAUACAUAUGUGUGAACCUCCAGGUGAUAUACUUGUUUUUCUUACCGGAGAAGAGGAAAUAGAAGAUGCAUGUCGCAAAAUAACGAAAGAGGUUGGUAAUAUGGGAGACCAGGUUGGGCCUGUAAAAGUCGUUCCUUUGUAUUCGACGCUCCCACCAGCUAUGCAACAAAAGAUAUUCGAGCCUGCUCCUCCUCCGGUAACUGAGGGUGGGCCUGCUGGUAGGAAGAUUGUGAUUUCGACAAACAUUGCUGAAACAUCUUUAACCAUUGAUGGUAUAGUGUAUGUCAUAGACCCAGGUUUUGCAAAGCAGAAAGUUUAUAAUCCACGUGUUCGUGUUGAGUCUUUGUUGGUUUCUCCAAUCUCAAAGGCGAGCGCUCACCAGAGAUCUGGUCGUGCCGGGAGAACACAACCUGGUAAAUGUUUUAGAUUAUACACGGAAAGAAGUUUUAAUAAUGACCUUCAGCCUCAAACCUACCCGGAGAUUCUUCGCUCGAACCUUGCAAAUACGGUUCUUACUCUGAAGAAACUUGGUAUUGAUGAUCUAGUUCAUUUUGAUUUUAUGGAUCCGCCUGCUCCUGAGACUUUGAUGCGUGCUUUGGAGGUUUUGAAUUAUCUGGGAGCAUUGGAUGAUGAAGGAAACUUGACCAAAUUGGGUGAAAUUAUGAGUGAAUUUCCACUCGAUCCUCAGAUGGGGAAGAUGCUGGUUGUGAGCCCUGAAUUUAACUGUUCGAAUGAAAUCCUUUCUAUCUCAGCUAUGCUAUCAGUACCCAAUUGCUUCGUUCGGCCUAGAGAAGCUCAGAAGGCUGCUGAUGAGGCAAAAGCUCGAUUUGGACACAUUGAUGGGGAUCAUCUCACACUUUUGAACGUAUAUCACGCUUACAAGCAAAAUAAUGAAGAUCAAUCAUGGUGCUAUGAAAACUUUGUGAAUCAGAGGGCACUUAAGUCUGCUGAUAAUGUGAGGCAACAAUUAGCUCGUAUUAUGUCCCGUUUUGGCCUCAAGUUAUGCAGUACGGAUUUUAACAGCCGGGACUAUUACAUCAACAUCAGAAAAGCUAUGCUAGCAGGGUAUUUUAUGCAGGUUGCCCAUUUGGAGCGCACUGGACAUUAUUUGACUGUGAAAGACAAUCAAGUUGUUCACUUGCACCCGUCAAAUUGUUUGGAUCAUAAGCCUGAAUGGGUGAUAUACAACGAGUACGUUUUAACAAGCAGGAAUUUCAUACGUACCGUUACAGAUGUUCGUGGUGAAUGGAUUGUUGAUAUCGCCCCACACUACUAUGAUCUUGAGAACUUCCCACAAUGUGAAGCGAAACGUGUGUUGGAGAAACUCUACAAGAAAAGGGAAAAAGACAAGGAAGAGAGCAAAAACAGAAGAUAGAACUGGAACCCUCUGGCUCGUGCAAUUAGGUCUUAUUUGCCACCCUAUUGGCUCUUGCAAUUAGGUUUUGCUUCUAUCAUAUCUACUUGAGGGCGCUCACAACUAUGAAAUUCUAAGUUCAGCAAACUGUUGCUGAUGAUGUCAUCAUGUAUCCUAGUUUAGUAAAAGUGAGUUUGUUCUGUAUCAACCGAAUAAUCCUAAAUGAGUUUUGUGUUCUUUUUCUUCCCUGGCA